AUGGCCCGAAACUCUCGCCGCGGUUCCAAGUACAAAGCAGACGCCAACCAUGAUGGUGAUUUUGGCUGCACGCUCCAAGAGCUUCGGUCGCUCAUGGAACUCAGAGGCCCAGAAGGAUUACAAAGAAUCCAGGAGUGUUAUGGAGAUGUCCAAGGAAUUUGCUCCAGGUUAAAAUCAUCACCCACAGAUGGGCUGAGCAUAAAUGCUGAUGACCUUGCAAAAAGAAGAGAAGAAUUUGGAAAAAAUUUCAUACCUCCGAAGAAGCCAAAAACAUUCCUUCAGUUAGUGUGGGAAGCAUUGCAAGAUGUGACACUAAUUAUUCUAGAAGUUGCAGCCAUGAUAUCCUUAGGCCUUUCCUUCUAUAGACCUCCAGAUGCUGAAAGAGAAAACUGUGGAAGAGCUGCAGGAGGAGUGGAGGAUGAGGGUGAAGCGGAGACGGGAUGGAUAGAGGGUGCUGCUAUCCUUUUAUCUGUCGUCUGCGUAGUGCUCGUCACUGCCUUUAAUGACUGGAGUAAAGAAAAGCAGUUUCGUGGCUUGCAGAAUCGCAUUGAACAGGAGCAGAAGUUCAUAGUGGUACGAGGAGGCCAAGUCAUCCAGAUUCCUGUGGUUGAGAUUGUUGUUGGAGACAUCGCUCAAGUAAAAUAUGGUGACCUCCUUCCUGCUGACGGCAUUCUAAUCCAAGGAAAUGAUCUUAAAAUUGACGAGAGCUCCCUCACAGGAGAGUCGGACCAUGUCAGAAAGUCACUGGACAAAGAUCCCAUGCUACUCUCAGGCACUCAUGUUAUGGAGGGAUCAGGAAGGAUGUUGGUCACCGCAGUGGGCUUGAAUUCUCAGACUGGUAUCAUCUUUACCCUCCUUGGUGCAGGAGAGGAUGAAGGAGAGGAUGAAAAAGAAAAGGAGAGGAAAAAAAAGGAAAAAGAGUGGCAAAAGGAGGACAAAAAAGAAAAGGACAAAAAAAGUAAGCAAACAGACAAACCGCAAGAUGUAUUGGACAAAUACAAGGAUAAAGAUGGAGUUGGUGCUGAAGGGCAGCUUCUCAGCAGUGAGGAUGGGGAAGUGGUUGAGGAGAAAAAGAAACCCAGUCUGCCAAAGAAAGAAAAAUCUGUACUUCAAGGGAAGCUCACCAAACUAGCUGUGCAAAUUGGAAAAGCAGGUCUUUUUAUGUCAGCCAGCACAGUAAUCAUCUUGGUAGUACUGUUUUUGGUGGACACUUUUGUCAUCCAAGGGCUUCCCUGGACUAAAGAGUGCACCCCAGUCUAUAUCCAGUUCUUUGUCAAGUUCUUCAUCAUUGGCGUUACUGUGUUGGUCGUUGCUGUGCCUGAGGGACUUCCUCUUGCUGUCACUAUCUCCUUGGCGUACUCUGUCAAAAAAAUGAUGAAUGAUAACAAUUUGGUCAGACACUUGGAUGCAUGUGAGACAAUGGGCAAUGCCACUGCCAUCUGCUCUGAUAAGACGGGCACGUUAACCAUGAACAGAAUGACUGUGGUGCAGGUGUAUAUAGGAGAUAGACACUACAGGAGGGUGCCUGAACCCGAUCUCAUUCAAAGCAAGAUCUUGGACCUGCUGAUCAUUGGCAUUAGUGUUAACUGUGCAUAUACUACCAAGAUCAUGCCACCUGCGAAGGAAGGUGGACUACCUCGUCAGGUGGGGAACAAAACUGAAUGUGCCUUGCUGGGGUUUACUCUUGACCUAGGCAGAGACUAUCAAAUCAUCCGCAAAGAAUAUCCAGAAGAGAGGCAUUUCAAAGUAUAUACCUUCAACUCCGUGAGAAAAUCCAUGAGUACGGUGUUGAAAAAUUUUGAUGGAAGUUACCGAAUGUUCAGCAAAGGAGCCUCUGAAAUUCUCCUGAAGAAAUGUUGUAAAAUCUUAACAGCUAGUGGUGAUGCCAAGGUCUUCAAGCCCAGAGAUCGAGAGAACCUACUGAAUAAUGUGAUUGAACCCAUGGCUUUAGAGGGUUUGAGGACAAUCUGCCUGGCCUACAGGGACUUUCCUGCAUCAGAUGGGGAACCAGACUGGGACAAUGAGGCCAACAUUCUCGCAGGCCUCACCUGCAUCUGUGUCGUGGGCAUUGAAGAUCCAGUACGGCCAGAGGUCCCUGAUGCCAUUAAGAAAUGUCAGCGGGCAGGAAUCACGGUACGUAUGGUUACAGGGGACAACAUUAACACUGCCCGUGCUAUUGCCAGUAAGUGUGGCAUCCUCCAUCCUGGAGAUGACUUCCUGUGCCUUGAUGGCAAAGAAUUCAACAGGCGAAUACGCAAUGAACUAGGAGAGAUUGAACAAGAACGUAUUGACAAGAUUUGGCCUAAACUGCGGGUGCUGGCGAGAUCCUCUCCAACUGAUAAGCAUACAUUAGUAAAGGGUAUAAUUGAUAGCACUGCUGUAGAGCAAAGACAAGUAGUAGCUGUAACAGGAGAUGGAACAAAUGAUGGCCCUGCCUUGAAGAAAGCUGAUGUUGGCUUUGCCAUGGGCAUUGCUGGAACAGAUGUGGCCAAAGAGGCUUCAGACAUCAUCUUGACGGAUGACAACUUCACCAGUAUAGUGAAAGCUGUCAUGUGGGGGCGAAAUGUCUAUGACAGCAUCUCAAAGUUCCUGCAAUUUCAACUGACAGUCAAUGUAGUGGCUGUAGUUGUGGCAUUCACUGGUGCCUGCAUCACACAGGACUCUCCACUAAAAGCAGUCCAGAUGUUGUGGGUAAAUCUGAUCAUGGACACGUUUGCAUCACUGGCUCUGGCCACUGAGCCACCCACUGAGGCUUUACUUCUGAGGAAACCCUAUGGUCGCAACAAACCCCUCAUCUCCAGAACAAUGAUGAAAAACAUUUUGGGUCAUGCUGUAUACCAACUCACUAUCAUCUUUACUCUGUUGUUUGCUGGUGAGAAGAUCUUUGAUAUUGACAGUGGCAGGAAUGCUCCUUUACACACCCCUCCUUCAGAACAUUACACAAUUGUCUUCAACACUUUUGUCAUGAUGCAACUCUUCAAUGAGUUCAACGCUCGCAAGAUCCACGGCGAGAGGAAUGUUUUUGAUGGUAUCUUCAACAACCCAAUCUUCUGUUCCAUUGUUUUUGGCACAUUUGUUGUUCAGGUUGCGGUUGUCCAGUUUGGUGGAAAACCCUUCAGCUGUGUAGGACUUAGUAUUGAACAGUGGCUUUGGUGUGUCCUCCUUGGCUUUGGAUGCCUUAUCUGGGGUCAGCUGAUAACCACCAUUCCCACAAGUCGGCUGAAGUUCCUGAAGACUGCUGGCCAUGGUACCCAGAAAGAAGAAAUCCCAGAGGAGGAACUGGAGGAGAUGGAGGCCCUGGAUGAGAUUGACCAUGCUGAGAUGGAAUUGAGGAGAGGGCAGGUCCUCUGGUGUCGGGGCCUCAACCGAAUACAGACACAAAUCCGUGUGGUGAAUGCUUUCCGGGAAGCCAUGUCCCGUUAUGAAGGCUUGGAGACUCCAGAAUCACGAAGUUCCAUUCACAACUUCAUGACCCACCCAGAGUUCCACAUCGAAGACUCUGAGCUGGCCAUCCCCCUAAUUGAUGAACUGGAGCCUGAGGAAGAUGGGCCAACAAAACGCACUUUUGUACCGUCGGCCAUUCCUUCUGGCAUAUCUUCACCUUCCCAGAACAAUAAUUCUGCCAACAGCAGAACACAUCACUACAAGGACUUGACAAAAACUGCCAAGAGUCAAACCCCUGGUAGUCCCAUGCACAGUCUGGAGACGUCACUGUGA
Neoarius graeffei (lesser salmon catfish) is the source of this 3717-nucleotide messenger RNA. RefSeq names its product plasma membrane calcium-transporting ATPase 1-like. The record is from RefSeq and is a predicted model, not a curated record. The transcript is spliced from 20 exons. Gene Ontology annotation, molecular function: ATP binding; PDZ domain binding; P-type calcium transporter activity. Lineage: Eukaryota; Metazoa; Chordata; Actinopteri; Siluriformes; Ariidae. Gene Ontology annotation, biological process: calcium ion transmembrane transport; regulation of cytosolic calcium ion concentration. Bases 1 to 3717 code for a protein of 1238 amino acids. Gene Ontology annotation, cellular component: membrane; intracellular membrane-bounded organelle.